This is a messenger RNA of Lycium ferocissimum, 2502 nucleotides long. RefSeq lists its product as uncharacterized. The transcript has 3 exons. NCBI's taxonomy places the organism in Eukaryota, Viridiplantae, Streptophyta, Magnoliopsida, Solanales, Solanaceae. The record is from RefSeq and is a predicted model, not a curated record. Bases 763 to 2241 code for a protein of 492 amino acids.
UUUCAUUCUCCUUUUACGUCACCGCCUUAUUUCCAAUUCCAAUAACUUUUGCAGAUUCAGUGCAUUCUAACAGAUGUUUUAAGAUUCAAAAAGCUUGUUUGGAAUCAAGAAUUGGUGAUGUGAUCUUGAAAAGGUUGAAUCUUUAGUGGGUAUAUGAUGAAUUGUUUGAUAAAGUAGUGAUUUCUGUGAUUUUGGUGUGUUUGGAAUGCAUUGGGAAGUGGUUUAAGGUUCAAAGGCUUGUUUGGUAUCAAGAAUUGGUGAUUUGUUCUUGUAAAGGUUGAAUCUUUAGUGGGUAUAUGAUGAAUUAUUUGAUAAAGUAGUGUUUUUUCUUAUUUCGGUGUGUUUGUAAUGUAUUGGGAAGUGGUCUAAGAUUCAAAGGCUUGUUUGGUUUCAAGAAUUGGUGUUUUGAUCUUGGAAAGGUUGAAUCUUUGGUGGGUAUAUGAUGAAUUGUUUGAUAAAGUAGUAAUUUUUCUGUUUUGGCUCUUUUUGUGGAUCGAUUGAAGGUUAUUGAUUCUUGGUCAUUUGAUUCUUUGUGGAUAUGUUGAUGAGGUGGUCAUGGUCAUGUUACUAAGUGUUAAUUGUGGUGGAAUUGUUGUUCCGAGUAGGCGGAUCCAGGAUUUAGAGUCGGUUAGUUGGAAGUGGAUUCCUUAUAGUAUGUAUAUGCAUUUUCAAGAUCCUUUUGAAUAUGAACACAUGGUCGAUUAAACCCCUUGCUAAGGGCUAGAGACGCCUCUACUUCGACCCCGAAUUAUAGGAAAGGAAAUGCUUGCAAAGGGGAAAAUGGGUGAAGAUCUCCUAACAACGUUAACCAUUGAAAGCAAUCAUUUGUCCACCCUUUUGUCCAUGGAUUCUGGUUCAUCAUCUCAUGAUGAAUUGGAGAGAGAAUUGAUCCGGACUGUUAACCAUCUACAGGCGCCUGAUAUUAAUCUCCCGCUCGAGCCUAGCCCUCCUCCUCCGUCGUGGAAUGAUACGUGUGAUAUGCUAGAUGUUGGCUUUGGUGCCCAACAUUACGAGGUCGAGACGAAUAUUAAUGUCACAAAGGUCGGGAAGAAGUGUGCUAAACGGCUUGAUAGUAUUUGGGGCGCUUGGUUUUUCUUCAGUUUUUACUUUAAGCCAGCUCUGAAUGAGAAGUCAAAGGGAAAGAAUGGGGUUUCUCCUCGGUAUGAUAAAUCGGAUUUGAAGCAAGAUGUUUUCCUUGUUCAGCAUGAUAUGGAGAAUAUGUACAUGUGGGUUUUCAAGGACAGGCCUGAAAAUGCUCUUGGCAAGAUGCAAUUGAGGAGUUACAUGAACGGUCAUUCGCGACAGGGAGAGAGUCCCUUUCCGUUCACUGCAGAUAAAGGUUUCGUUCGGUCUCAUAAAAUGCAAAGGAAACAUUACCGGGGUCUUUCGAACCCUCAGUGCCUUCAUGGAAUUGAAGUUGUUAGGUCACCUAAUCUUACGGGUCUUGAUAAGGAGGAGCAAAAAAAGUGGAUGGAGCUUACGGGCCGAGACAUGAACUUUUCGAUUCCCGCUGAAGCUAGCGACUUUGAGUCGUGGAGGUGCCUUCCGAAUACAGAAUUUGAGCUCGAGCGAGCCCCUAAUUCGAUUCCCCGUCCAGAAAGAUUGUUAAAUGGCUCCAGUCUGAAUCUAUCUACUCGACAUGCAAACCAUGUAAACGGAGAAGGAUUAAACAACAUUUUGGCUGUCUGUAAUAAGAGGAAGAAAAAUGGAUUUUCGCCUAAUAGUCAACAUCCUGAGAGGCUUCCGGAUAUCCAUCCGAUUUCCCCACCAUGGCUAAGAGAUUUUUCUGGUGCUAUGCAAAUGGCGUCUGGUCCUGUUACAGCUGCAAAAACUAUUUAUGAGGACGACGCGGGGUUCUUGAUACUUGUUAGCAUGCCUUUUGUGGAUCUAAAAAGUGUCAAAGUUACUUGGAGGAACACCAUCUCUCAUGGGAUUGUGAAGAUAUCUUGUAUCAGCACAGGAUGUAUUCCUAUCAUCAAAAGGCAAAACAGGACUUUCAAGCUAUCAGAUCCAGCUCCCGAGCACUGCCCUUCAGGGGAAUUUGUCAGAGAAAUCCCUCUUAGGACUCGCAUUCCGGAAGACGCUAAACUAGAAGCGUAUGGAGAUGAGACCGGGACUAUGCUCGAAAUUCAUGUGCCUAAGCAGCGUGUAGGACCAGAAGAGCAUGAGGUUCUAGUGUGCCUUCGCCCCUCGCCUUGGACCACACAUGCGUAUGUUGAUUUGACGGAAGCAAUGGCUUGAAGUUGUGGAAUGCUCUCUUUAGGUAGUAGUCAUUAUUUACUGACCUAAAUGAAAACGAUAUUUAUAUUUUCUUUUUAAUUCAUCAGGAAAGAUUCUUUUCUUUCUGGUCAUCAACUAAUGUGGAACAGAUAGAUGCUGAUUUUUGCAUGCCCUCAAUGUCCACACCAUUUUGUUCCUGCUAGUCUUUAUCUUUUACUGGUAUCAAUAACAUUUUCAUACUGUUUAUUAUUGUUGAAUUGUAUUUGUGUUUCAAUUUCUGUC